Messenger RNA from Tilletiaria anomala UBC 951, 1630 nucleotides. RefSeq names its product serine-tRNA ligase. Gene Ontology annotation, cellular component: cytosol. Lineage: Eukaryota; Fungi; Basidiomycota; Exobasidiomycetes; Georgefischeriales; Tilletiariaceae. The transcript has 6 exons. The coding region runs from base 121 to 1491 and encodes 456 amino acids. The record is from RefSeq and is a predicted model, not a curated record. Gene Ontology annotation, molecular function: serine-tRNA ligase activity; ATP binding; tRNA binding. Gene Ontology annotation, biological process: seryl-tRNA aminoacylation.
CAGAGGUCCUCUCAAGAUAAACCAAGAGAGCACGGCAUAUCGCAGACGCCAGUCAACACAGAUACGGCACACACGAAAGAAGCAAGUGUACGAAUCAGAACGCCAAAUAUCCACACGAAAAUGAUUGAUCUCAUCAUGCUCCAGCCCGAAAAGGGCGGCAACCCUGAGCUCGUCAAGGAAUCGCAAAAGAAGCGAGGGGCCAGCGUGGAGCUCGUCGACGAUGUGCUCGCCCUCUAUAAGGAGUGGACGCAGCUCGGCUUCCAGCUGAACAACCUGCAGAAGGACGUCAAUGCAACCCAAAAGGAGAUCACUGUUAAGCGCAAGGCAAAAGAGAGCGCAGACGAGGAGAUGAAGAAAAAGAAGGAGCUAGACCAGCAGGUGCUCGACCUGAGGCCAAAGGUCGUCGAGGCAGAGAACAAGAUGAAAGCAAAAGCACGGAUGAUCGGCAACAUCGUCGGGCCAAAGGUGCCAGUCAGCCAGACUGAAGACGACAAUGCGGUGCUCAAGACUUGGCACCCCGAUGGUCCCAAUUCUCAAUUCGAAAAGAAGACCGAUAUCCUACCGCAUCACGAGGUCAUGUACCGGUUGGAGAUGUUCGACCCUGAGCGCGGCGUAAAGGUCGCUGGGCAUCGUGGUUUCUUCCUCACCGGCGAAGGUGUCGACCUGAACCAAGCUCUUAUCAACUACGGCCUCGACUUUUUGCGAACCAAGGGCUACAAAAAGAUGAUGACGCCCUUCUUCAUGCGCAAGGAUCUGAUGGGCAAGACAGCACAACUAGAAGAGUUCGACGAGGCGCUCUACGGGUUACGAGCCGAGGAAGGGGCAGAGCCUUCUGAAGAAAAGUACCUCAUCGCGACGAGCGAGCAGCCCAUCAGCGCGUUCCACUGUGAUGAGUGGUUCGACCAGCCCUCCGAGCAACUGCCCAUCAAGUACGCUGGCUACUCAACCUGCUUCCGAAAAGAGGCCGGGUCUCACGGAAAGGAUAUGUGGGGUAUCUUCCGGGUGCACCAAUUCGAAAAAAUUGAGCAGUUCUGCUUGACCGACCCGGACUCUUCAUGGGACACGCUUGACAUGAUGUUGGCCAAUUCGGAGGAGUUCUACCAGAGCCUUGGCCUAGGCUACCGGGUCGUCGCAAUCGUCAGUGGCGCGCUGAACAAUGCCGCGGCAAUGAAGUACGACUUGGAAGCCUGGUUCCCCUUCCAGGGUGAGCAUAAGGAACUCGUCAGCUGCAGCAACUGCACGGAUUACCAGGCGCGCGAGCUCGAGGUCCGAUGCGGGACCAAGAAGGCGGAUGGGCAGAAGAAGAUCUACUGCCACAUGCUCAACGGCACCCUGUGCGCCACCGAGCGUGCACUCUGCUGCCUCGUGGAGAACUGGCAAACACCAGAAGGCCUCAAGAUCCCACCCCCGCUGCAAAAGUACCUGCAAGGGCGGGACUUCAUUCCCUACACGAGGGAGCUUCCACCGAAAAAGGCGGAGAAGAAAAAGUAGAUCAUGGGCAGUCCAGCCACCUUGGUUGGGGGGCUUGGAUUUGUGGCGGAUAUACGCUAAAGGCAGCUCAGAGAAUAUGCUUGUUUGGUGAUGGUACAAAUGCUACAAAUGCUUCGAAUCGAACCCAUGCGGGCACAUC